AAACUUUUUUCCCCGCAGAGUUGAUGUUAGCAAGCUAAUCCAGUGCAGAGGUAAAAGCUACUGUGAAGGUUGGAGACGGUCACUCUAAAGAGCUACUCAGUUCCAUUCACUAUUUAUAUCUUUUUUGUGGGAGAAGCAAUAUGGCUUCGGGUGGAGAAUCCAAAAACGAUGAUCUUUCCACUGCCAUCCUAAAGCAGAAGCACAGGCCGAAUAGGUUGAUUGUUGAUGAGUCCAUCAAUGAAGACAACAGUGUAGUGUCUCUCUCUCAGGCAAAGAUGGAUGAGCUGCAGCUCUUUAGAGGAGACACAGUUCUGUUGAAGGGCAAGAAGAGACGGGAGACAGUCUGCAUUGUCUUGUCUGAUGACACCUGCUCUGAUGAGAAGGUGCGCAUGAACAGGGUGGUCCGCAACAACCUACGUGUGCGCCUUGGUGAUGUCAUCAGCAUUCAGCCAUGCCCAGAUGUGAAAUAUGGAAAGCGCAUUCAUGUUCUGCCCAUCGAUGACACAGUUGAAGGCAUCACUGGUAACCUGUUUGAGGUCUAUCUCAAGCCCUACUUUCUGGAGGCUUACCGCCCUAUCCGUAAAGGUGACAUUUUUCUGGUGAGAGGUGGCAUGCGUGCUGUGGAGUUCAAAGUGGUGGAGACUGACCCCAGCCCAUACUGUAUUGUGGCCCCAGACACGGUUAUCCACUGUGAGGGAGAGCCCAUCAAGAGAGAGGAUGAGGAAGAGUCUCUGAAUGAAGUGGGUUAUGAUGACAUAGGAGGUGUAAGGAAACAGCUCGCCCAGAUUAAAGAAAUGGUGGAGCUUCCUUUGAGACACCCAGCUCUCUUCAAGGCUAUUGGAGUCAAGCCUCCCCGUGGAAUUCUGCUGUAUGGACCCCCUGGAACUGGAAAGACUCUUAUUGCUCGUGCCGUGGCUAAUGAAACUGGAGCAUUCUUCUUCCUCAUCAAUGGCCCAGAAAUUAUGAGCAAACUGGCAGGAGAAUCUGAAAGCAAUCUGCGUAAAGCUUUUGAAGAAGCAGAGAAGAACGCUCCAGCCAUCAUUUUCAUUGAUGAACUCGAUGCCAUUGCACCCAAAAGAGAGAAGACUCAUGGUGAGGUGGAGAGGCGUAUUGUGUCUCAACUGCUCACUCUGAUGGACGGGCUGAAGCAGAGGGCUCAUGUCAUCGUCAUGGCAGCCACUAACAGACCAAACAGCAUCGACCCAGCUCUCAGGCGAUUUGGGCGCUUUGACAGAGAGGUGGACAUCGGCAUUCCAGAUGCUACUGGGAGACUUGAGAUCCUUCAGAUCCACACCAAAAACAUGAAGCUUGCUGAUGAUGUUGAUCUUGAGCAGGUGGCAAAUGAGACCCAUGGCCAUGUGGGUGCUGAUCUGGCUGCCCUUUUCGAGGCUGCCCUGCAAGCCAUCCGUAAGAAAAUGGACCUUAUUGAUCUGGAGGAUGAGACCAUUGAUGCUGAGGUCAUGAACUCCUUGGCUGUUACUAUGGAUGACUUUAGGUGGGCGCUUAGCCAGAGCAACCCCUCUGCCCUGCGUGAGACUAUUGUGGAGGUGCCCAACAUCACUUGGGAGGAUAUUGGGGGUCUUGAUGAUGUCAAGAGAGAGCUGCAGGAGCUUGUGCAGUACCCAGUGGAGCAUCCAGAAAAAUUCCUCAAGUUUGGCAUGACCCCAUCCAAGGGUGUGCUGUUCUACGGGCCACCAGGUUGCGGUAAAACCCUGCUGGCCAAGGCCAUCGCCAACGAGUGCCAGGCCAACUUCAUCUCAAUCAAGGGACCAGAACUUCUCACCAUGUGGUUUGGAGAGUCAGAGGCUAAUGUCAGAGAGAUCUUUGACAAGGCUCGUCAAGCUGCCCCAUGUGUGCUGUUCUUUGAUGAACUGGACUCCAUCGCUAAGGCUCGUGGUGGAAAUGUUGGUGACGGAGGCGGUGCCGCUGACAGAGUCAUUAACCAGAUUCUCACAGAAAUGGACGGUAUGUCCAGCAAGAAGAACGUCUUCAUCAUCGGUGCUACCAACAGACCAGACAUCAUUGACCCUGCCAUCCUCAGGCCUGGCCGACUGGACCAGCUCAUCUACAUCCCACUGCCCGAUGAGAAGUCCCGCAUUGCGAUUCUCAAAGCCAACCUCAGGAAGUCUCCAAUCGCUAAGGAUGUGGACGUGGACUUUUUAGCCAAGAUGACCAAUGGCUUUUCAGGUGCUGACUUGACUGAGAUUUGUCAGAGAGCCUGUAAACUGGCAAUCCGUGAGUCCAUUGAGAAUGAGAUCAGACGGGAACGUGAGAGGCAGACCAACCCUUCUGCAAUGGAGGUGGAGGAGGAUGACCCUGUGCCUGAGAUCAGGAAGGAUCAUUUUGAGGAGGCCAUGCGCUUUGCUCGCCGCUCCGUCAGUGACAAUGACAUCCGCAAAUAUGAGAUGUUCGCACAGACCCUGCAACAAAGCAGAGGCUUUGGCAGUUUCAGAUUCCCAACCAGUAACCAAGGAGGAACUGGACCAAGUCAGGGUUCCACUGGCAGUGGAGGAGGCAACAUCUUCAAUGAGGACAACGAUGAUGACCUUUAUGGAUAAAUGUGACCGUGUGGUUUACCCUCAAAGGCCUCUCUUCAUACUGGCCAUCGUGUACAAAAGACAAAAAAUAAAAAAUUCCACUUUUUAGGACUGUGCUUUUUUUUUUUUCGCUUAUGUCCAUUCCCUCUGUUUUUUAUUCGCCUCUUAUUCCCCCUCUGUCCACCUCCCUUGUUGAUAGAGAAAAGCAUGUUGCUGCUUGUGUUUUGCUCUGGAUUGUGAAAGGAUAAUUUCAGAGAACUUUGAUCUUAACAUUCUGUGGGUGGGGUUGCAUUUAAAAUGAAAACAUACACAAUAUUUGAGGAAUUCAUUAACUUUUCACAACCUGUUUGAGCAGCUUUAGUGUUGGGUUUAAUGCUAGGCUAUUGGAAGGAUUCAAAAACGAAAAGAAAUUGCUAAUGAAUUCAUUUUUUUAUGAAUGUAGCAUAUAAUGUAUUACAAGUUUGAAAAAUGUUAAAUAAAAUUCACGAAAUGGA
Molecule: messenger RNA, 3031 nt
Organism: Triplophysa dalaica
Lineage: Eukaryota; Metazoa; Chordata; Actinopteri; Cypriniformes; Nemacheilidae
Gene: vcp
Product: valosin containing protein
Biological process (GO): mitotic spindle disassembly; retrograde protein transport, ER to cytosol; autophagosome maturation
Cellular component (GO): nucleus; VCP-NPL4-UFD1 AAA ATPase complex; cytosol
Molecular function (GO): polyubiquitin modification-dependent protein binding; ATP hydrolysis activity; ATP binding
Source: RefSeq, a predicted model, not a curated record